Helianthus annuus (common sunflower) is the source of this 907-nucleotide messenger RNA. RefSeq lists its product as uncharacterized. The record is from RefSeq and is a predicted model, not a curated record. NCBI's taxonomy places the organism in Eukaryota, Viridiplantae, Streptophyta, Magnoliopsida, Asterales, Asteraceae. The transcript is spliced from 4 exons. The coding region runs from base 59 to 562 and encodes 167 amino acids.
CUUGAAAAAAAUCAAAAUUCAAAAACCUCAUAUCUGCUUCUCAACUUGAAUUCCCCAAAUGUAUCUGAAAACGGUCGGUCGUUGCCUCUCCCUGUCUCACAUUUUGAAAAACCCUAGACUACUGCAUCAUCAGUACAAGAUCAACGACCUGUCGGUGGUUUUUACUCGUCUUCUUCUUCUACUAUCUCUUUCUUUCCUACAAAUUCUUACUCUCAAAGAAACACUAUGCAGAUUUAGGAUUAGAUCUGUCAAACUCGUGGAGCUUUGGGGGACGAAAGAUAGUGACGGUGGUGGUGAUUUGGUUACAGCCUUCUAUACGGCGGUGGUCCUUCAGAGCCGCGAAAACAUCGUCAACAACGGUUCCAAGGUUAAAACAAUGAGGAAGACCAUGACAGAAAACCCUAGCCAUCGCCUCCUGCGAUGGCGGCUAGGUUCCGGUGAAGACUCCGACGAAGCUUCAGCUAGUUGUAGCCUUUAUUUAAAGCCGAAGGUGGGAUGUCUUUUUUGUUUGCAGCAGGAGCAGGACACUAUGAAUAAUACUUCAAGGGUUGUGCAGGUUUAAAUCCUAGGACGAACAAGACAUGGGUUGAUUAGUGAUGAUGAAGAUAUUUGGAUUUGGAGCCUGGUAUAAAUAUAUAUUUUUUUUUAUAUAAUUGACCCGUUCACUUGUGAAUGGGUUGCUUCUCGCUCCAAGUCAUUCAUCAAAAAAUUUCUAUAUUUUCGGAUUUCUACACAAAAGUUACAGGUAUGAAACCCUAAUUUAAGUAUAAACGAGCUUUUCGUUGGCUUUGAUGAACUUUAUAAACUUACCCUAAUGUUGCUUGCUUCCUUGAUGUGCCUUUAAAUUCAGUAUGCAUUCUCUCGAUUACUCUUUGGUAUGAUUAAACUGAGCAUGCACUUGUAUUAA